AUGGCUCUCUGUUACAUGUCGCUGUGCGAAUGGCAACAAACUCACGAGUGUUUCACUGUCCUUGCGAAUGAAAACAACUGGUCUAAGGCGUUAUAUCAUUAUGCUCGGGCGGCAGCACUGUAUGAGACCGGAAGUCCUGCUGCGCAGGAAGAGGCUAAGGAGAUCAUGGAACGAGUUCCUUCGAUGUCGCAGCGGAUUGCGGGUAAGAGUAUUCCCCUAGAGAAAUUUGCAUCUCGAAAAUCUCGCAAAAUGACACAGUAUGGAUACUUGUUCCAUCCCGCGAUGGAAUUCGCUUACUUAACUCACUGUUACACGACAUCCCCUCCUCGAGCACUCUUCCGUCGCUUUUUACCCAUUAUUGAACAGGAACUCGAACGUCUAACCUCGCAAGUGUCUCCUGUCUUUGAUGAUUUGUGUCUUGCACACUUUCUUCAUGGUGUUAUCCUGCGGAAUCUGGCAUACCCAGAGAAGCAUGUCUACCUUGCAUCUUCGCGCCAAUAUUUAUCAAGAGAAAGAGCUGCUUCAAUGGCUGAGGAUAGUCUGAUGUUUGUCGCAAAAAAAGGGGUACUGUGUGAGUAUGAUCACUACAUGCUUUACUUUUGUCAUUAUGAGCUUGGUCGCUUAUACAUUAGUAUGGGUCGAUAUGCAGAGGCUCGUGAACAGCUUGAUAUGGUUCUUAGCGGCAAGAAUUUGGGUGACCAUGGUCGCAAGGGCAAGUACAGUAUGCAGAACAUGUGUGUUCUACGCUCUAAUGGCGCGUUGGAAAUGCUUCAAUCCAAGUCACAACAAACGUGA
Malassezia globosa CBS 7966 is the source of this 795-nucleotide messenger RNA. RefSeq lists its product as uncharacterized. The transcript has a single exon. The record is from RefSeq and is a predicted model, not a curated record. Gene Ontology annotation, molecular function: protein binding. Bases 1 to 795 code for a protein of 264 amino acids. Gene Ontology annotation, cellular component: nucleus; mitochondrial outer membrane; cytosol. NCBI's taxonomy places the organism in Eukaryota, Fungi, Basidiomycota, Malasseziomycetes, Malasseziales, Malasseziaceae.